Messenger RNA from Musa acuminata AAA Group (dessert banana), 1980 nucleotides. RefSeq names its product probable membrane-associated kinase regulator 2. The record is from RefSeq and is a predicted model, not a curated record. Gene Ontology annotation, cellular component: plasma membrane. Lineage: Eukaryota; Viridiplantae; Streptophyta; Magnoliopsida; Zingiberales; Musaceae. The transcript has 3 exons. The coding region runs from base 548 to 1717 and encodes 389 amino acids.
GCAAAGCAACCCCUCCCCCUCCCCCCACCCCACUCCACCACUGCAUACGGACGCUCCGCCGCUCCACUUUGGCCGAAGCUUCCUGCGGCACAUGCAUCACACCCAGAUCAGAUCAUCAUCACCCAUUUCCAAGAACAACUCCCGCUUCCCCACCCUCCCUUUCUUUCCGUCUUCUUUUGCUCACACCACCUUUAGCGCACGCGACGAGAAGGCCGAUCGACCUCCCUGCCCUGCCCUCUCUCCAUAAUCUAUGUUUUCGCUCAUCAGGCUCAGUCGUCUUUUGGAGGAGAAAUGAAGGGUGGAUGAUGUUGGCGUAUAGAAACUUCUCUGAGAGCGUUCUGACAUGUGCUCAGUAGACCUCCGGCUCAAGUCAAAGAAAGGUUCCAAUUUUUUGGUCCUCCGUGGAAACUGCGACGCGACCGCUACUAUUACCGCUGUUGCUUGCGGCACAAAGGCAGGCGACUCCCCCUUCGCGUGACCUUCUCGGAGCCAAACCCCCAUAAAAGCCUUGGAGAAACACCUCACACAAGUCACACAGGCAGGCUGCAUGGAGCUCCUCAGACUGCUCACACAUGGUAAGCCCGGUGGCGGAGGCGCCGUCACUACGAUCACCACCAACGUCCGCGAUCAAGACUUUAACGACGGCGUCCCCGGCGGCAGUGAUGACGAUGGGCCCUUCUUCGACAUUGAGUUCGCCGUGCCACUGCGGGGGGACGAGGUCCUCAGGCGGGAGAAGCGGCGGUUUUCCUCCAACGCGGGCAAGACGGCGGAGGAGGGGUUCGGCCUCACAGCGUCCCCGGACGGCGGCAGCCUCCGGCGCGACCCUGUCCCCUCAAUCUUAACUUCCGACGGCCUUUUCUUUGAGCUGGUCCCGCUCGGGCCUUCUUCGUUGAGGGACUUCGAUGCCUCCGAGCUGCCCAAGUCGUCCAAGCCUCAAGCCCCUGCCUUCCUCCUCAAAUCUGCUGCCAGGUUCCGCGUCUUUAAGCUGGGCUUUCACAGGAGGUCGAAGUCGACGUCGUCGGAGCUCAACCCCGGCGCCUCACCCGCUACGUCGUCAGCGUCCCCAAAGCAGCAGCACCAAAACAAAUUCUUUGUCAAGUUCAAGGUGGAGGAGGUGUCGCUGGCGUCGCUCUUCACCAGGAACAACAGCUGGAGGAGCUCCAGCAGCAGCAGAUCUGUGCGGCAUUACGCCGACGACGAUUUGCCGGCGUCGGACGAGAGGAAGCUCCCCAGAGACGUGCUCCGCAGGUGUCUUAGCAAAAUUAAGCCGCUUUACAUCAGGAUCUCGAGGCGGUACGGCGAGAAGCUCCGGUUCUCCGGGCCGCGGAGCUCCGGCGGGGCCGGGAAGGUUCGGCCGGCCUGGGAGGGCGGAGAGGCGGGUGGGGGAGGUGACCAGCUGAAAGAGCCGGCUUCAGCCGCGACAAGCUUCAAGGGAUCCCUAAAGUCGCAAGACGUGAACCUCCCGGCGGGGAGGAAGGUGGCGUACCGGAGCCUAAGAAAGAGCCGGUCGGCAUCGGCGGCCGUCGCAUCGGUCCGAUCGCCAACACUGGCGCCCGAGAGGCGGGACGACUCGCUCCUGGAACAGCAAGACGGGAUUCAGAGCGCCAUCGCCCACUGCAAGCGAUCCUUCAACAGAGAUUCGGAGUCGCCGCUGACGCGAUCAAGGAGCGAUCCCGGAGAGGGGAGAUCGGCGGAAGCAAUCGUCAGCAAAGUUUGAUCAUUUCUGUUUGGAUUCUUAUCAGAACUGAUGUCGAAAUCAAAAUGCAUAGAGAAGGAUCGAACAGUGAUGUUCGAUUGGCAGAGCUCUUUCGGAUCUGUCUGUGUUGGGAGGAGGGAGCUGAAAGAACUCUUUUAGCUUUUGUGAGUUUGUCGUGUCUCUGUUGCUUCAUUUGUAGAUACUGUUCGACGAAAUGCGUCAUGUAAUAUUACUUGUAAUUGAAUCCACUGGAAGAUUUCUUAAAGAAACAUCAAGGAGGGGGA